Gossypium arboreum is the source of this 1914-nucleotide messenger RNA. Its product is annotated as 3-phosphoinositide-dependent protein kinase 2-like. NCBI's taxonomy places the organism in Eukaryota, Viridiplantae, Streptophyta, Magnoliopsida, Malvales, Malvaceae. The record is from RefSeq and is a predicted model, not a curated record. Bases 1 to 1548 code for a protein of 515 amino acids. Gene Ontology annotation, molecular function: protein serine/threonine kinase activity; ATP binding. Gene Ontology annotation, biological process: peptidyl-serine phosphorylation; intracellular signal transduction. The transcript is spliced from 12 exons.
AUGAGCUUUACACCACCACCACCUGUGUUUGUUGGAGAAAACUACCACAUUUGGGUAGUAAAGAUGAAGACAUACCUCCAAGCAUAUGAUUUGUGGAGUGUAGUCGAGAAUGAUGCUGAACCACCUCCAUUGAGGGCCAAUCCAACCAUUGCACAGAUGAGGCAACACAGUGAAGAGUGUGCCAAGAAGCAUAAAGCAAUGGCCUGCUUGCAAAACGGUCAAAGACAAAGCAACAGCAACUUAUCAACCUUAGGAGAGACUUUGAGACUUGGAUCUUAUUCAAAGGUUGUGAAGGCAAAGAAGAAGGAUACAGGAAUAGUGUAUGCUUUGAAGAUCAUGGACAAAAAGUUCAUCACCAUGGAAAAUAGAACAGCUUAUGUAAAAUUGGAACGUAUCGUGCUUGACCAACUGGACCAUCCUGGUAUUAUGCGACUCUAUUUUACAUUUCAAGAUAAUUUCUCACUAUACAUGGCACUUGAACCCUGUGAAGGUGGAGAACUUUUUGACCAAAUAAACAGAAAAGGUCGGUUAUCGGAGGAUGAAGCUCGGUUCUAUGCUGCAGAGGUUGUAGAUGCUCUUGAAUAUAUACACAACAUGGGAUUGAUGCAUAGAGAUAUUAAGCCGGAGAAUUUGCUUCUUAUUAAAGAUGGGCAUAUCAAGAUUGCUGACUUUGGCAGUGUAAAGCCCAUGCAGGAUAGCCGAAUAACAGUCCUUCCUAAUGCAUCCUCGGAUGACAAGGCCUGCACGUUUGUGGGGACAGCCACUUAUGUUCCUCCUGAAGUCUUGAACUCUUCUCCAGCAACUUUUGGAAAUGACCUCUGGGCACUAGGCUGCACCUUGUACCAAAUGCUUUCAGGGACUUCUCCCUUUAAAGAUACAAGUGAAUGGCUUAUAUUUCAAAGAAUUAUAGCCAGAGAUAUAAGAUUGCCAGAUUAUUUUUCUGAAGAAGCCAGAGACCUCAUUGAAAAGCUAUUGGAUCUAGAUCCCAGUAGACGACCAGGUGCUGGACCUGAUGGUUAUGCCGCACUGAAAACGCAUCCUUUCUUUAGGAGAAUUGAGUGGAGUAAUUUAAGAACACAAACUCCUCCUGAACUUGUUUUAGAGACAGGGGGUGGAUCAAGUGAAGGUGAUGAUCGUAGUGAUUCAUCAGCGAAUCCUACGCCCACUGGAAAUGGCUCAGCCAGACAGAAUGAUGGCAGUAUAACUAGACUUACCUCAAUUGAAUCCUUCGAUUCAAGAUGGCAACAGUUUUUGGAACCAGGAGAAUCUGUUCUUUUGAUCUCAAUGGUAAAAAAGGUACAAAAGUUAACAAGCAAGAAGGUUCAGCUUAUCCUUACCAACAAGCCAAAAUUGAUAUAUGUUGAUCCUGCAAAAUUAGUGGUGAAAGCAAACAUUAUUUGGUCCGACAAUUCUGAUGACCUCAGCAUCCAAGUCUCAAGUCCAUCACACUUCAAGCUUUGCACACCAAAAAAGGUAUUUUGGUUUGAGGAUGCAAAACAAAGAGCAUCCCAGUGGAAAAUUGCAAUAGAGGGCCUUCAAAGCCGGUGAAGUGAGCUGUCUCCCGGUGCAGGCUUCUGCUGCUUCAUAUUAAGCUUUCACCCCCACUUGUUUCAAUUCUUGCAUCCAAUGAAUGAACAAUCUGAAAUGCAGUUUUAAGAGAGGGGAAAAAUAAUGCAGUUUUAAGAGAGGGGAAAAAUAAGGGUGAAGGUUUUUUUAAUUACUUGUUUAUGUAUUCAAACUUAUAAAUAGAUUCAAUAAGGGAAAAAAUAUUUCAUUAAUUAGUUAUAUCAUAUAGUCUAGCAUAAAACUUAUAAAUAGAUUCAUUCUUAUGAAAAAUGAUUAUAUGAAACUAUUAUUCCACCUCAUUCAUAUCGCUUUCCAAUAGGAACAUAAUAAAUUAAAUUUUUCCGAUAA